UGAAUGCAUCAAAAACCAAAGAAAUAAUCAGAAACAUUUGAGUUCCAGUGGUUCACAUGAGAACUGUCAGUGUGUGGACUUACUUGUAGGUGUGGACGUGGUUUAGAAAUGAAAAGGUGCGGUGUCCAAAAAAAAAACACCAGCAUGAAAUGGAAAAAGAAGCUCUGGUGCACUACAGGUUGGAGAAGAGAUCAUAAAAAUAAUCGUGUGGAAUUUAAAAUGAAGUCCGUUCUGAUCGCAGUGUUUUUAUACAUUUUGUCCACAUCUCUUCAGGAAGAAUGUUUAGGUCAAUUCAUCCCAGCGGAUAUUUACAAUGGUGGACUCAGGAACGUGAAGGAAAACGAAGAAGUCAGAUUUAAGUGCAAAGUUGAUAAAAUGAAAGAAAACACAAUCCAUAUGUACCUCUUCAAAAAUGAUGAGAAAGUCAGGAUGAAUGUUCUUGAACCUCCAAAUGACGAUACAGUAUUUUUCUUUCCUAACGUCACUGUAGAACAUUCUGGAUUGUACAAAUGUCUUUACUCUAAAGACAAACUCAAUGCAAGUCAAACAAAUGCAACAGGACACAACAUCUCACUCGAAGUUUUGGGAAAAAUAUUACCAGCAAAGAUUAAUGGAAGCACAACAGUAAAAAAGGAAGAGACUUUGCAACUGAUCUGCACCAAUAGAAAAAUUCAAAAUUGUACUCGAGUCUAUGUUUAUCUCUGUUUAAAUGGGAUCAGAAACAAGAAGCAGCAGGUGAAUUGUAGCAAUAUGACCAUUUCCACAACAUUUUUCCUACCUAACGUUUCUGAAACAAACUCUGGGAACUACAGCUGUGUGUAUUCAGUGUCUAACUACAAUCUUAACGAAGGGAACAAUGUCGGAGAAAACACCAUCUCUGUUCAAGUGCUUGAAAGAAACCAUUCUAAUCAUCUGAGUACAAUAAUUAGUGUUUCGGUUGCUGCCCUAGUAGUUCUUUUGGGUCUGUUGGGAUUCUGUUGGUACCGGGACAUAAUUUCUUUCAGGCUGUGCCAAGAUCCUGCUGUCAGAAGCGUUCCAAACAGCGAGCCAUUCUACCAUGAGGUCAUGACAGAUACGUUCUACAUGAAUGACAAUGGAGUGCUGUUUUCUGGUGAACAGCCUUGGGAAAGUCCAGGGGGAGAUUUGGUGAAUGGUGUAAAUACUUCAUACUCAGUACAAAAGCAUGGAGGUGAACAACCUGUGGACAAUAAUAUGGAGCUAAAUAUGGAGGGAGUCUGUUAUGACAGUGUAAAACCGCCAUAUGCUAUUGUUAAGAGAUGCAAAGACAAAACUGGGGAUGAGCAAGUAAUGCAAAGCUUCGGCUGCCAAACUAAUGUGAUGUACAGCAUGGUGGAGCACUGAGCAAAAGACAAGAUGGAGCUAAAAACCAAUGGCCAAAUUCUCCAUACACAUCACUUCUUAUCUUUAAUGCUGUAUUCUGCAAUUUUCAUGAUAUAAUUAUCUCUUUUUUUCAUGUAUUUGUGAUUUAUUUAAUUGAUAAGGACACUUAGUAAACCUGAACACUGAUACUGUGAUAGUAAAAUGACAGGAAUAAGCAUCUUGGGUGGCAUUUUUGUACAUAAAGUAGAAAUAUUUGUAUAAAUAUCAAAAUAAACAGUGAAAUAUGUCAA
Messenger RNA from Neoarius graeffei (lesser salmon catfish), 1631 nucleotides. RefSeq lists its product as uncharacterized. Lineage: Eukaryota; Metazoa; Chordata; Actinopteri; Siluriformes; Ariidae. Bases 109 to 1362 code for a protein of 417 amino acids. The transcript is spliced from 14 exons. The record is from RefSeq and is a predicted model, not a curated record.